AUUUUAAAAAGAUCCGUGAUUGAGAAAAUGGCUAUGACAAAAAAGUAUAGGUAGUGGUCGUUACUGUUAAUAUUUCUCAAUUUAACAAAAUGAAAGAAAAAUCACGAAAAACAUUUGUGAGAUAUUAACGAAACACACUUUCUAUCAGAGGUGUUUUAAAUAAUUGAAAAUAAUACAUGUGUUGGCAUAAGAUACCGACAAUAUCAGACACUACUAAGACACGUCUUUGAUCAGAAGUACGUCGAGUCUACAACUUUCUCCAUUCAUAUUCCAAGGGGUCCCAAGAAAGAAACACUUUCAAACACAUAAAAAACAAAGAUGGGUUGUUGCUUCAAAGGCUCAAAAACUCUUCCACCAAUGGAAAAAACCAUCCCUAUAGCUUCAUCAAAUCUCUCAAAACCAAAAACUCUAUCAAGACAACAACAAGUUCUCAUACAAAUUCCACGAUGUAAAGUUUAUCUAAUGGAUGAAGGAGAAGCACAUGAACUAACUCAAGGACAAUUCAUGAUCAUAAAAAUAUUUGAUGAAAAUGUUUCAUUAGCAACAAUCAUCAAAAUAGGAAAUGAUGUUCAAUUUCCUCUAACAAAAGAUGAACCAGUUGUGAAGGUUGAUGAACUUCACUACCUUUUUUCAUUGCCUGUGAUGAAAGAUGGAAAUGGUGGUGAACCUCUUAGCUAUGGUGUUACUUUUCCACAAGAGUUUUGUGGAAGCAUGAAUUUGGUUGAUAGUUUUCUUAAGGAACACUCUUGUUUUUGUGAUUUGAAAUUGAGCAAGAAGAAGAAUAUGAAGAAGAGUGAUCUUGAUUGGGAAGAGUUUGCUCCUUGUGUUGAAAAUUAUAAUCAUUUUCUUGCUAAGGCUAUUGCUGGUGGGACUGGUCAGAUUGUUAAGGGUAUCUUCAUGUGUAGUAAUGCUUACGCCAACCAGGUCCAAAAAGGAGGGCAAAGUAUCCUAAAUGGUGAUUCAGAUAAGACAAAUGUUGGCAUGGUUAAACAAAGUUUCAACAACAAAACUUCUGCUGCCACAAAGAACAACAGAAUGAAUGAAAAUCUCAUACGUGUGAGAAAGCUUACAAAUAUGACAGAAAAACUAUCAAAAUCUUUACUCAAUGGUGUUGGAAUAGUGAGUGGAUCAUUGAUGGCUCCUGUCCUUAAAUCUCAACCAGGACAGGCAUUCCUUAGGAUGCUUCCAGGAGAGGUUCUCUUGGCUUCCCUUGAUGCAGUCAAUAAGGUUUUUGAAGCAGCAGAAGCUGCUGAAAAACAAACUCUUUCUGCCACUUCCCAAGCUGCAACAAGAAUGGUUUCUAACAGGUUUGGGGAAGAAGCAGGGGAAGCUACAGAGCAUGUAUUUGCAACUGCAGGACAUGCUGCUAAUACUGCUUGGAAUGUUUCUAAGAUAAGAAAGGCCAUUAAUCCAGCAACUUCUGCAGCUACACUCAGAAAUUCUGCCAAAUAUAGUAAUAGUAAAUAUUAAUUAAUAUGCAAUCAUGUUGCUUUCUAUUUAAGGCAUCAAUUAUAAGUACUGUUGUGUUGUUUGUGAGUGAAAAUACAAUAUUUGCAAUACUAAUUAGUAAUAUUGACUAUACUAACAAUUAGAUGUUAAUCAUCUUCAUAAUAAUUACAUAGUAAAAUAUAAUUGAUCA
Cicer arietinum (chickpea) is the source of this 1639-nucleotide messenger RNA. Its product is annotated as senescence/dehydration-associated protein At4g35985, chloroplastic-like. Gene Ontology annotation, cellular component: plasma membrane. NCBI's taxonomy places the organism in Eukaryota, Viridiplantae, Streptophyta, Magnoliopsida, Fabales, Fabaceae. The record is from RefSeq and is a predicted model, not a curated record.